This is a messenger RNA of Staurois parvus, 2876 nucleotides long. The record is from the annotation of a GenBank genome assembly. NCBI's taxonomy places the organism in Eukaryota, Metazoa, Chordata, Amphibia, Anura, Ranidae.
GCUGGCUUACACCACUGUGCUGUUUUGCAGUCUUGGGACAUCUUCUUCCGGAAUGCCAAUGCCGGUGCUGCACCUGGAACCGCUUACCAGAGCCCCCCACCAUUUGGUACCAGCCUGUCUGCACUGACCCAAGCACAGUCAUUAGUUAAGGGUCAGCCAAACAUCGAUAAGCUAGUGGAAGAUCAUCUGGCUGUGCAAUCCCUCAUCCGUGCUUACCAGAUUCGUGGGCACCAUGUUGCCCAGCUUGACCCACUUGGCAUUCUGGAUGCAGAUUUGGACUCCUGUGUGCCAGCUGAUAUUGUCACAUCCUCAGACAAACUCGGGUUUUAUGGGCUGGAGGAAUCAGACCUUGACAAAGUCUUCCAUCUACCAACCACUACUUUUAUUGGAGGCAAUGAGACAGCACUGCCCCUCCGAGAGAUCAUCAAAAGACUAGAGACUUCCUAUUGUCAGCACAUUGGAGUAGAGUUCAUGUUUAUCAAUGAUCUAGAACAGUGUCAGUGGAUCCGCGAAAAGUUUGAGACACCAGGAAUCAUGCAGUUCAACAAUGAGGAGAAACGUACUAUGCUAGCCAGACUAGUUAGAUCUACUAGAUUUGAAGAGUUCCUUCAUCGUAAGUGGUCUUCUGAGAAGCGUUUUGGAUUGGAGGGUUGCGAAGUGCUGAUUCCUGCCUUAAAGACCAUCAUUGAUAAAUCCAGUGAGAAUGGUGUUGAUUAUGUCAUCAUGGGAAUGCCACACAGAGGUCGUCUUAAUGUAUUGGCCAAUGUGAUCAGGAAGGAGCUGGAACAAAUUUUCUGUCAGUUUGACUCCAAACUUGAAGCUGCAGAUGAGGGUUCUGGAGAUGUUAAAUACCACUUGGGAAUGUACCACAGGAGGAUAAACAGAGUAACUGACAGGAACAUCACUCUGUCUUUGGUAGCAAAUCCUUCCCAUCUUGAAGCAGCAGACCCUGUUGUCCAGGGCAAAACCAAAGCUGAACAGUUCUACUGUGGAGACACAGAGAGGGAAAAAAGGUCAUGUCUAUCCUGUUACAUGGUGAUGCUGCUUUUGCAGGACAAGGAAUUGUGUAUGAGACCUUCCACUUGAGUGACCUUCCAUCUUACACAACACACGGCACUGUCCAUGUGGUGGCUAACAACCAGAUUGGUUUCACAACUGAUCCUCGAAUGGCACGCUCAUCUCCAUAUCCUACUGAUGUUGCUAGGGUGGUCAAUGCUCCAAUUUUCCAUGUCAACGCAGAUGACCCAGAGGCUGUUGUGUAUGUGUGUAAUGUGGCUGCAGAGUGGAGGGCUACCUUUCACAAGGAUGUGGUGGUGGACUUGGUCUGCUACCGUAGGAAUGGACACAAUGAGAUGGACGAGCCUAUGUUUACACAGCCACUGAUGUAUAAGCAGAUCCGAAAACAGAAGCCCGUACUACAAAAAUAUGCUGAAACUCUGAUAUCGCAAGGUGUAGUCAACCAGCUGGAGUAUGAGGAGGAGAUUGCAAAAUAUGACAAGAUCUGUGAGGAGGCCUUAAACCGUUCCAAAGAUGAAAAGAUUCUUCACAUCAAGCACUGGCUGGAUUCCCCAUGGCCUGGUUUCUUCACUCUGGAUGGUCAACCACGCAGCAUGUCCUGCCCCUCCACCGGUCUCAGUGAGGAAGAUCUCUCACACAUUGGAAAUGUGGCCAGCUCAGUCCCUGUAGAGGACUUUACUAUUCAUGGAGGUCUGAGCCGCGUCUUGAAAGGUCGAGGGGAGAUGGUGAAGAACCGAACUGUUGACUGGGCUCUGGCUGAGUAUAUGGCAUUUGGGUCACUCUUGAAAGAAGGCAUUCACAUCCGCCUCAGUGGGCAAGAUGUAGAGAGAGGCACUUUUAGCCACCGUCAUCAUGUUUUACAUGACCAAAAUGUAGACAAGAGAACGUGUAUUCCCAUGAACUAUCUGUGGCCUAACCAAGCUCCAUAUACAGUGUGCAACAGCUCGCUGUCUGAAUAUGGAGUACUAGGAUUUGAGCUUGGCUUUGCUAUGGCAAGCCCCAAUGCACUGGUACUUUGGGAAGCCCAGUUCGGAGACUUUCAUAACACUGCUCAGUGUAUCAUCGAUCAGUUCAUCUGCCCAGGACAGGCCAAGUGGGUACGACAGAAUGGAAUCGUAUUGCUGCUACCACAUGGCAUGGAGGGCAUGGGUCCAGAACAUUCCUCUGCUAGACCUGAACGAUUCCUUCAGAUGUGCAAUGAUGAUCCAGAUGAGUGGCCUAAAAGUUCCGACGAUUUUGCUGUCCGCCAGCUUUAUGACUGCAACUGGAUUGUUGUGAAUUGCUCCACUCCUGCCAAUUUUUUCCACGUUCUCCGCAGACAGAUCUUACUACCUUUCCGUAAACCGCUGAUUGUCUUCACUCCAAAGUCUCUUCUUCGUCACCCUGAAGCAAGGUCAAGUUUUGAUGACAUGCUGGCAGGCACUCACUUUGAAAGAAUAAUCCCAGAUGCCGGACCUGCUUCCCAAAACCCCACUGGGGUGAAACGUGUGGUCUUCUGCACAGGCAAAAUAUAUUAUGAACUGACCAAAGAGCGCAGCACCAGAGGAAUGGAGUCUGAAGUGGCUAUUACUCGUGUGGAGCAGCUGUCUCCAUUCCCUUUCGACCUAUUGGAGAAGGAAGUGAACAAGUAUCCUAAUGCAGAGAUUGCCUGGUGUCAAGAGGAACACAAGAAUCAGGGUUAUUAUGACUACGUAAAGCCAAGAUUACGCACCACGAUACACCGCACUAAACCUGUCUGGUAUGCUGGACGAGAACCUGCAGCUGCUCCCGCCACUGGCAACAAGAAAACCCACACCACAGAACUGAAGAGAUUGCUGGACACUGCAUUCAACCUGGAUGCUUACAAGGGCCUCCACUGA